This is a messenger RNA of Synchiropus splendidus (mandarinfish), 2535 nucleotides long. Its product is annotated as leucine-rich repeat flightless-interacting protein 1. Lineage: Eukaryota; Metazoa; Chordata; Actinopteri; Syngnathiformes; Callionymidae. Bases 488 to 1417 code for a protein of 309 amino acids. The transcript is spliced from 6 exons. The record is from RefSeq and is a predicted model, not a curated record.
GCUUUCAUUCCUCACCAAAGCGCCGAUGGCCUGCUGGUAACAGGCAGCGUUGCUUGUGGCUCCCAGAGUGCAUCACGGUGCGGAGUUCAGAAGAAGAAAGGCACUUACCUAAAGUGUUGGCAGUCCCGCGGCUCGGAGGAGGGUAAACAAAGUUUCGUGGAUGUUUGCAAAGUAAACAUUGAAAUGUGGACCGUGAAGUCAGUCGGGUGUGGCUGCUAUAAAGUUCGACUUUUUCACAGUCUGUAACGUCACGUAAAAUGCAGGUGCAAAGUUAUGUGUAUUGAACUUUAUCUCAUUCAAUGCGACUCGACUUCGGGGAGAGUGGGAGGGUUGUGGGCGGCGUGGAGGACAGCUUGUCCCUGCAGGCCUCCGUACUUCCCAUCCUGGGCGUCAAUACUGUAGUUCCUCUGCGUAGGAAACAGCUCCGCUGAAUACCGAGUGGUCGGAGGCGGCUCUUACGUAAACCAAAGCGGUAUAAAACACAAAGAUGUUGUCAGCCGGCCUGGACAACAGCGGCUCUCCCAGAAAACGGACGCUGUCUCGGGGCAUCAGCGAGGAUGAAUCUCUACGCAGCAUCAUAAAGGAGGCGGAAAACUCUUCCCGGCGUCUGACCCGGAGCGAGAGCAGAACCGGAACCCUGAAGAGAAGGAGUGACAGUCAGCACUCUAACCAGGACGCCUUCAUGGGACUUCCAGAGAUGCUGGAGCUGCAGGCCAGCUACGAGGAGGCGGUGCAGGAGCUGCGGGGGCUGGAGGUGCAGCGAGAGGCUCUGUUGUUCCAGGUGGACGUCCUGCAGGACACACUGGAAGGAGUGGAAGAGCUGCUGGCCGAGGCCCAGAGGGAGGCGGGGCAUGCCAACAUGGAGCUGGAGCGAGAGCGGCAGUCCAGAAGGAAGCUGGAGGACUUGGUCUCGGCUCUGAUGAACCAAGUGGCCAGAUUGAAGGAGGAGGUGAACUCUAAAGAGGCGGAAGCUGUCGGCCACCGUGAUGCAGCAGAUGGGUCAGUGAGGUGCCAACUGAGAGAGGACACAGAGGAGUCCCUGGGCAGGAACCGUUUGACAGGAGGCGUUGAGGACGAGGGGAACGUCCAGCCGGUGGUGCGGCGCCUGGUCGGCAAGCCCGUGGCUCACGCCCCCUCCCUGGCUCUGGACACUCUGGUCCAGGAAGACGGCGUGCUUCAGAGGCCUUACGAGCACGACUGUGGCGACGGGCCAGACCCUUCCCUGGACCAGAACGACUCGGACAGCAUAAGUGCCUAUGAGGAUGCCUCUGCCGACACCCCUGAGCUGGACCGGAUCUUCACCGGAGGGGCCCCGGAGCUGCCCCAUGACGAUGAUGCUGCAGAUGGAGCGCCGAGUGCGACAAGCAACGGCAGCACACACGACCCUAAAAACCCCGAAGCCUGCGUCGUGUCUUAACCCUCUGUCAUUCCACGGGAUCAUCCUCGACGGCCACUCCAGUCCAAUCCAGUUUGUACAUUCUGUCUUCUUCAAAUCCACUGAAUCAUCAGUUUGACAACAAACUCAGGUGGUUGAGAAAUGGCUGGUCUUGUUUGCCUUUUACUUUCGUCUUUGAGAAUAUGCGCUGGUGCACUGAAGUUCCUUGGUUCGUUGAUCUCUUUCGUUUCAUCAUCAGCCGCUGUGAGAACUUUUAUAUAAAUGAUGAGUCAGACGAUUUGCUGGCAUCGCAGCUUUAAAAGAUGGGGACUAGUUCCUGUUAUGGCAAAGGGAAGGUUCAAACGGGAAAGCUUUUCUUGUGGCAGAUCAUUUCCGUGUGUUUUAGCUCAUAUUGUUCAUGUUGUUCUUAAGGAGCGAGUGGAGGGAGCUGGGCUGCUUAUGCACUUUCUUACUUGUCACUAUAUUGUGGUGAGAUUUUGUAUUUCCCUUUAUGACCAAACCCGUCGGGGAGGCGGCGUUGAGCUGCUGCAGGCUGUUAUUCGACUGUUUGCACAUGAGCAGUGGGUCUCGCCGCAUCUCUUUUGAUGUCUCUGUUCGCUGAACACUUUGUAUUUAACUGUGGUUGAACUUUUUAAGCUUGUUUUUACACUUCCUUUAAGCUUGAGCAGAGAAACGAGUCGACAACUCUUUCUGAGGUUUGCAUGAGCACAGAGGAAUGUAUUUUUGAUUUGAUAAACUGCCAUCGAUUUGAUCUUUUGCACGCUGUGUGUUUCUCUUUCGUCUGUUUCUGAGUGAGAAGAUCUGCACGUGCAGCUUCUCAACCGUGUCUUGACUUUCUAUGUUUACGCAACAUCCAAGUCCUUAGAUGCUGUCUGUAUCGCUGGAGCGAAGCUGACGCAGCAGACUUCACAUCUAUCAGGUUGAUCACAGUCACCUCUUUUGAUUCCUUGUUGAUUUUAUCAAAUGAGAAUGAUUCCCUGGUCACAGAUCUCCAUGUGACACUGCUGUGGGUCCUGUUUUUCUUACCAAAACCAUUCUGUUUAUCAUGUUUCUAAGGGUCAGUAUCUGCUGUCUUGAUCUGUAAGAUAAAUUACACUUGAUCGACGACAUAUCAAAAUAAAAAUGAUUUAAUAAUUUUU